Pterocles gutturalis (yellow-throated sandgrouse) is the source of this 1157-nucleotide messenger RNA. It is a transcript of the gene PLEKHA3, whose product is annotated as pleckstrin homology domain containing, family A (phosphoinositide binding specific) member 3. Bases 100 to 867 code for a protein of 255 amino acids. The record is from RefSeq and is a predicted model, not a curated record. The transcript has 7 exons. Gene Ontology annotation, biological process: receptor recycling; retrograde transport, endosome to Golgi; endosome organization. NCBI's taxonomy places the organism in Eukaryota, Metazoa, Chordata, Aves, Pterocliformes, Pteroclidae. Gene Ontology annotation, cellular component: recycling endosome; trans-Golgi network; early endosome.
CUAGGUUGGCAGCCUCGGUGGUUUGUAUUAGACAAUGGGAUAUUGUCAUACUAUGAUUCACAGGAUGAUGUUUGCAAAGGAAGCAAAGGAAGUAUAAAGAUGGCUGUGUGUGAAAUCAAAGUUCAUGCAACAGACAACACAAGAAUGGAGCUAAUCAUCCCAGGGGAACAGCAUUUCUAUAUGAAAGCAGUUAAUGCCGCUGAAAGGCAAAGGUGGCUGGUAGCACUGGGGAGUGCAAAAGCCUGUUUAGCAGAUACCAGAACGAAAAAAGAAAAAGAAAUAAGUGAGACCAAUGAAUCUCUUAAAACCAAAAUGUCUGAACUUCGUCUCUACUGUGAUCUUUUAAUGCAGCAAGUUCAUACAAUACAAGAAUUUGUUCACCAUGAUGAGACUCGCUCUCCUCCCAGCAUUGAGAAUAUGAAUGAAGCCUCUUCCUUGCUUAGUGCCACAUGUAAUACAUUUAUCACAACACUUGAAGAAUGUGUGAAAAUCGCUAAUGCCAAGUUUAAGCCAGAAAUGUUCCAGCUGCCUCACCCUGAUCCCUUAGUUUCUCCUGUGUCACCAUCACCUCUCCAAAUGAUGAAGCGUUCCAUUAGCCACCCUGGUCCUUGCUAUUCAGAAAGGAAUAAUCACUCUGUAAAAGAACCAAUUUCAUCCCUUCACCGAUUUUCACAGCGGCGCAGAAGGACAUACUCGGACACAGAAUCUUGCAGUGAUACUCCCUUUGAAGAUUCUCAGAGAUCUGCUCACUGUUCUAGAAGUGCUGUCAAUGGAGAUCUGGUAUCAUCAGCCAUUCCUGAAGAAAAUAGAUCAGUAUCAAAGGAAAGAUCUGAACUGGAAGAGACUCUUCCAUCCUUUUCUUCUUGAAGAAACUGAAAGUAUUCAAUUUUCUAUAAAUAAUGCUAUGCAAAGGCUGCUGUAAUUAUACUGUUGUUAUAGGAAGUAGUCAUUUCCCUUUUUAGAAGGAUUUCUCUGCACUUUAUAGAAUAACAUAAAAACUAUCUUUGAAGUGUAUUUUAUCUUUAUAUAGUUUAUUUGCAAGAGUAUUUUCCUAAUAUUUCACAGUUUGUGCAUUUUUUGUAACAAAUUAUGGCUUAACAGAUAAGCAUCCACAUUUGUAUAUGUAGCUCUUUUUAAAAAGUGUGAAAUCUGACUGA